AGUCAAAUCAAUAAAUUUUCAAAUCUAAACAGAGUUGAACACUUCUGGUUUUACAGUCGUUUCUUUCCAUAUUCGUCAUCUGUUCUUCGUCUUCAUUCACAAUCCAAAAAACUCGUCUGGGCCUGUUUUGAUAUUCAUUUCUUGGCAAUCCAAAAACCUUGUUCUCCAAUCAUCUCUCUCUCUCUCUCUCCACAAUCCAGAAAAACUCAUUUGGGUCUGUUUUGAUGUUCAUUUGGGUCUGUUUUGAUAUUCACUUGGAUUUUCUUGGCAAUCCAAAAAAACCUUGCCGUCCAAUCAGCUUUCUCUCUUGUUUUAUCAGUUUCCUCCGGCCUUUCUUUUGUGUUCCCCAAAUCGCAAAAAGGGUGUCCACUUUUUUUUUUUUCCUCUGCCCAACCCUUGCUGAUUCUCCUUGUGGGGUUCGGUGAGAUUCAAAUGCAUCUAUACAUAUAUACACAUGUGGGUACUCUUCAUAUGCGAAGAAUUGACAAUCUUUCGGCCUAACUGGUUCAAGGACACUGGCUGAUAAACAACAGGUUCAAAUAUAGCAGUGGUUAAUCUGCAGAGAAUUUGAACUAGAAAAGUGCUGCCACCUUGUAGUCAGCUGUUGCAAUGAAGACUCUUAAUGAUGAUGAGAUUGAUGUUUUGGAAGGUGGUAAAUUGGAAAGAGACAGAGAGAAGACCAUCCGAAGUAACAAGACAGUAAAAAUACGUAACCAGGCCUUGUUAUCUGGCUUUGCAUAUUGCAUUUCAUCUUGUAGCAUGAUACUUGUUAACAAGUAUGUCCUUUCCAGCUAUGAUUUUAAUGCCGGGAUAUCUUUGAUGCUCUACCAGAACCUUGUCUCAGUGGUUAUUGUGUCGCUGUUGAGUGUUUUUGGUUUAAUAACGACAGAACCUCUCACGUGGAGAUUGAUUAAGGUCUGGUUUCCUGUGAACGUUAUAUUCGUCGGGAUGCUAGUCACAAGCAUGUUUAGUCUGAAAUAUAUAAACGUUGCCAUGGUCACAGUCCUGAAGAACGUUACAAAUGUGAUAACUGCAGUUGGGGAAAUGUAUCUUUUCAGUAAGCACCAUGACAACAGAGUUUGGGCUGCUCUAUUUUUAAUGAUUAUAUCUGCUGUCUCUGGAGGGAUUACAGAUCUAUCUUUCCAUGCAGUUGGCUAUGCAUGGCAGAUAACUAAUUGCUUCUUGACAGCAUCAUAUUCUCUAACACUACGCAGGGUCAUGGACACAGCAAAGCAAGUUACAAGAUCUGGGAACUUGAGCGAGUUUUCAAUGGUCUUGCUCAAUAACACGCUCUCGUUGCCCUUAGGGGUUAUACUAAUCUUCAUUUUUAAUGAGGUCGACUAUCUUUCUAGAACACCACUUCUAAGAAUGCCUACCUUCUGGUUGGUGAUGACAUUAAGUGGAUUUUUGGGUCUAGCAAUCAGCUUCACUUCAAUGUGGUUUCUUCAUCAAACAGGGGCCACUACAUACAGCCUUGUGGGAUCACUUAACAAAAUACCCCUCUCUGUUGCUGGUAUCUUUCUGUUCAAUGUCCCUACGAGUCUAGAGAAUUCUGCAAGCAUAUUAUUUGGUCUGGUGGCAGGCGUGUUUUUCGCUCGAGCAAAAAUGCGGGAAAAGUCUCAGUCUUAACAAGUUAUGAACUGCUAGGUGUCUGUAGACUAGUUGUGUUGUAUCUCUAUCAGAUUGCUUAUAUAUUUCACGUCAGGAAUGUCAGAAACAUUCAGAGCACUUCUCUCCGACAGGCGACUGGAGUGAGGACUCUCACUCCAUUGGGAAGUUGUUAAAAUUCCCCUAUUACCUCAGAACAGAGCUCUAAAAGGCGGCCGCCUAGGCCGAUUAGUCCCCGCCUAGGCACUAGGCGGUGGUCCGACGCCUAGAUUAGACAUUCGACUAGUCGGGCGCCUAGUCCCCACCUAGGUGCUAGGCGGCUGACUAGUCGGCGCCUAGGUGCUAGGCACCCCUUUUCCGCCCGACUAGCACCUAGCAAUUUUUAGAACAUUGCCUCGGAACUGAUUCUUGAUCUGUAUUUGGAGUGGGAGAUAAUUUCCUCUAACCUUUGUAAUUUGUUAGAUGCACCUGACUGUACUUUAGAAUUAAUUACUUGUGUAUUGAAGUGUAGUCAAAUUAGCUCAGAAGAGGAAAAUUGAAAUGAGAACUUAGUUGGUGGAAUCUGAUGAUACAUUCCUUUUGAGGC
Messenger RNA from Rhododendron vialii, 2194 nucleotides. Its product is annotated as GDP-mannose transporter GONST1. Gene Ontology annotation, cellular component: Golgi apparatus. Gene Ontology annotation, molecular function: antiporter activity; GDP-mannose transmembrane transporter activity. The transcript is spliced from 10 exons. The record is from RefSeq and is a predicted model, not a curated record. NCBI's taxonomy places the organism in Eukaryota, Viridiplantae, Streptophyta, Magnoliopsida, Ericales, Ericaceae. The coding region runs from base 610 to 1629 and encodes 339 amino acids.